Trichoderma atroviride IMI 206040 is the source of this 582-nucleotide messenger RNA. RefSeq lists its product as uncharacterized. Lineage: Eukaryota; Fungi; Ascomycota; Sordariomycetes; Hypocreales; Hypocreaceae. The record is from RefSeq and is a predicted model, not a curated record.
GCGCCGGGUCCGAGAAAAAGAACGGCUUCACGUGGCUUGUUGAAGAAUACAGCAAAUCGAGCAAAGGGCGCAUGAGUCACACUAAGAAUAUAGCCAUAAAUACACAAUCCGCUGUCUUUCUAAUCUAUAACAACUGCCAUCUUUUUGAAAAUCCAUCUAGUGUCUAGUAAAUCAUACACAAUGCCUCGCCAAAACGUCAGCUCCGGUUCCAAGUUCGAAGAGGAAAUCGGCUACUCCCGAGCCGUUAUUGUUGAUGACUGGAUCUUUGUGUCGGGGACCACUGGAUACAACUAUGAUACCGGCAACAUCUCUGCCGAUGUCUGCGAACAAACUGAGCAGACAAUGGCCAAUAUCGACAAGGCGUUGAGAGAAGCUGGUUCUUCCGUGUCCGAAGUUGUCCGUGUGCGGUACAUUCUUCCAAAUCGCAACGACUUCCCUUGCAUCAAGCCCGUGCUGAGAAAAUGGUUCGGCCAAGUGCGACCUGCGGCGACAAUGGUACAAGCUGAACUAAUGCUGGACGAAAUGAAGAUUGAAAUAGAGGUGACGGCUAAGAAGGGAGCUGGAGUGGCGAGUCAAUGAUGC